GCGGGAGCGGGGCGUGGCCUCUCAGUUAUGGGCGUGGUCUCUCGUUGUGGGCGUGGUCUCUCGGGGUGUGGCCUGUGGCGCGGGCGCGGCCCCGCCGUGCCGCCCCGGCCGCGAUGGCGGCGCAGGGCGGCGGCCACGGUGACGGCGGCGGAGCGGGACGGGCGCUGCCGCCGCACUCGCCCUCGGGCGCGGUGCUGCAGACGGUGGAGAUGCACACGGGCGGCGAGCCGCUGCGCAUCAUCCCGCGGCUGGAGGCGGCGGAGCAGGCGGCGGCGGCGGGGCUGUCGCUGCUGUCGCUGCGGCGGGAGGUGGCGGCCGGGCACGACCACGUGCGGCGGGCGCUGAUGCACGAGCCGCGCGGCCACGCCGGCAUGUACGGGGCCGUGGUGGUGCGCGGCGGGGCGGCCGCGGAGGGCGCGCACCUGGCGGCGCUGUUCCUGCACUGCGCCGGCUACAGCGCCAUGUGCGGCCACGCCGUGAUGGCCCUCGGCCGCUUCGCCCUCGACUACGGGCUGGUGCCAGCGCCCACCCGCCCCGAGACCGCCGUCCGCCUGCGCUGCCCCUGCGGGCCCGUCACCGCCUUCGUGCCCUGGGACGGCCGCCGCAGCGGCAACCCCGUGCGCUUCCACAGCGUGCCCGCCUUCGCUGCCGCCACCGACUUGGCUGUUGAUGUCCCUGGCCAUGGGAAGGUGGUGGUUGACAUCGGCUACGGUGGCACCUUCUACGCCUUCCUCAGUGCCGAGCAGCUGGGCCUCGAUGUGUGCUCUUCAAAGACCAGAGACCUUGUCAGUGCAGCGAGUGCAGUGACAGAAGCGGUGAAGAAACAGUUCAAGCUUCAUCACCCUGAGAGUGAAGACCUGGCUUUCCUCUAUGGCACCAUACUGACGGAUGGGAAAGAUGCCUUUAGUGAGGAGCCCACCACCAACAUCUGUGUGUUUGCAGAUGAACAGGUUGACCGAAGUCCGACAGGUUCGGGGGUGACAGCUCGCAUUGCCUUGCAGUACCAUAAGGGACUCAUCCAGCUGGAGCAGACCAGAACCUUCCGGAGCAGCACCACGGGCUCCUUGUUCACUGGGAAGGCAGUGAAGGAGGCCAAGUUUGGGAACUACAACGCUGUCAUUGUGGAAGUCUCAGGAGAAGCCUUUUACACUGGCACAGCCACCUUCACAGUCGAAGAGGAGGACCCACUGAAACACGGCUUCUUCCUCAAGUGACCCGAGCCACGGGUGGUGGCAAAGCCUCAUUGAUGGUGCUGCGCUUCUCCUGCCCAUUAAUGUCUCUUUUGCUUCUCCACACAUUGCAACAGGAACAGCCUUGGGUGGUGUGACAGCAUUUGUCACAUUUCAGGAUAACAGGCUUGUUGCCCUGUUGUGAUUAGCAUAUUGGGUGCACUGUGAUUAGCAUAUACAAGCUGCUCUGAAAAGCUGUAGUAUUUCUCUUCUUUUUCUUCCCCAUAAUUCACAGAAAACUGAGCUGAUUUUGGAGAGCUGCCUUUGGAUUUAUGUGCCUUCUCUAUGUCUGCAAAUUAUGAAUUUCAAAGUUAGAUUUCUAUUAAAUGCCAGCUGAAAACUCUGCCAUUUUCCUUGU
Messenger RNA from Vidua chalybeata, 1587 nucleotides. It is a transcript of the gene L3HYPDH, whose product is annotated as trans-L-3-hydroxyproline dehydratase. The record is from RefSeq and is a predicted model, not a curated record. Gene Ontology annotation, molecular function: hydro-lyase activity. The transcript is spliced from 5 exons. Bases 114 to 1214 code for a protein of 366 amino acids. Lineage: Eukaryota; Metazoa; Chordata; Aves; Passeriformes; Viduidae.